GAACAUUUUCAUUUGGGUGCAAAUGGCGACUUAUAUAUUAAGAUGAAGUUUGUCACAGUGGAGUUUUCCGUGAGCGUGGUGGAAGGCUUAGGGUAGCCGAGGGUUGAGGUGUAGCCCAGGAGCUUGGGAGGCGUGACGAUGGUGUGUAAGGAUGAGGUGUGGCUGUGGUUCAGGGACAAUGAGCCACACCGCCGCCUGGAGCUGGUGUGUGGCCUCCUCAACAUGUGUCUGCCCAUGGAGCUGAGGUUUAUCAGCACGUGUGUGGAAGACCUCGGAAAAAGGGACUUCCACGACCUCAGGGAAGCUGAAUACAAGGCUAAUAACACGCAGGAAAUAAAGCGACUGUCUAAUUUGUUGGACGAAAGGACGCGCAGCAACCUGAUAGUGUACAUUGCCCUGCUGAGUGGCAGGAACCAUACGUGUUCCACCCUGCUGUACCAGAGCCUGGUGGAGGCCCAGCAGGACCCGCCCCUCACCGAUGUCAACCACAUCAAGGAGAUGUUGCUGGUGUACACCAUGGUCCUGCACCACCCCGCCUUCACCUUCGAGCAGAAGCGAGUCAUUGCCGAGCUGCACGAGAGGGCCACCAGGCUGGAGGCGCAGCUCUCCCAGCACCAGGAGCUCGACGCCCACAUGCUGGAGGCUUUCCCGGGCUGUGCCGCCGCCCCCGAGGGGUGUGACAGUGGCCUAAGUGUUGGCACUGAGCCUGAGGGAGACACCCUGCUGGAGGGCUGCACUCUCCUGCCAACACCCAGCUCACAGCUGCAGUACCACCAGCAUACACAGGGCUUGCAGAAAAGUGUUGGUGGGCUGGGCACUUCUCAGACAUCACCAGAAGGUGCAGGGAGUCAGGACGCUUGCAGCAGUGGCAGUGGUGAGUCCAGUGAGCUGUACAAUGAUGGAGUCACUGUGUCAACUAGAAUUAUCUAUAACUCAAUAUUUGAACAGCAGAGAUUAGUUGCUCUGACUCCAAGCUACCCAUAUAGCCAUGGUAACAUCCACUACUACCAGUACCCACCAGUAGUUGGGAGUGUAGCCGGGUGUACACAAGAUGGGAAAGGCUCCAACAGUGAAGGGUCCAGCAGUGAGGAAGGGCCCCACCAUGGAGUAGUUCAAAAUGGACCUCCCACAUCCAGCUCUCCCCUCAGCUCCCCACAGUCUUCUCCUUAUGUUUCUCCCCUGCAGUCACUCAGUCCUAGUCGUGCAUCCUCGCCCAUGUCCCGCCCAACCACCACCACCACCACCACCACUACAACAACAGCGGCAAGCUUUCCCCCGACCGUGACUGCUUCAACCACAGGACCCACCACCAACCCAGGGCUGGCCACUCACUCAAGCCCCCGAUCAGGUCAUAAGUCCCCUGUUGGCAUUACCCAGGGCAGUAUGACCCACGGAGGCACACAUGUUGGGUUGGGUCACAGAGGAAAGCCGCCUUCAUCCGGCGUUCGGUCCCAGAGACAAUCAGACCGUUCAGCUUCACGGUCCCGGUUACCUACAGGUUCGUCAGGGGACAGUGAAACUGCCCUUGGAACCCUGACUCCACAGAACAGCCCUACCUCCAUGCGUGGGACACCUCACAACCCACCCAACGCCAGCAGCCAUGGGAAGAACGUCUCACGGUGGUCAGGGAGUCAUCCCACCACCACCACCACAUUGCCUACCUCCACCUCACCCAGUUGUGCAGCGCCUGUAGUCUCCAACAACAAAAAUGCCAUAAGACAAAACAGUCAGAGUCCAUGUCCGUCAUCAAAUGCAACCAUGGCUUGCAGGACUUCCUUGGCAGCUAAUUCUCCCGUGAACAAGAUUGCUACUACCAGUAACCUUCCUUGUAGUACUGUUGCUACCACACCCACCAACACAAUUACUACUACCACCACUUCUACCACUAUAACUACUACUACCCUCACUACCACAGUAGCCACUCCUGUUGCUACUGCCACCACUAUUACUACCAGCACCACCAGUACCACCAUCACUACUCUAGCUGCUACUGCCACUGCCACCACCGCCGCCGCCGCCACCACCACCACCGCCAGAAACACAUCACCGCCUGUUGUUGUCUAUGGAGGGAAUCAAGAUAAGAACGCCCACACCAUUAGCACUAACUCAAGUGUCCGACCAGUGUCGUCCAUUGUUGGUUCCAAUUCCAUAAAUUCAUUUGCCCUGGAAAAAUGUCCUGUUAAUAAUAAUAAUUGCUUAAAUCAAGACUACAUAAAGCAUGAGAGAUUAAGCAAGUAUGCUCAUCAGUUAGCAAAUCGCCCUGUUGACAAGCUAAAAAGGAUGAGUGACCGGGAAAUCCUUGAGCUGGGGCUGACCAGGGGUGCUCUUACCAAAUUGCGGCGAGUCUUGGCCACCAUAGAGAGCUCAUCCAACCAUGUUCCCAACGGCUUCACCAACCAUUCUGUCAUUGUGCCUCACCAGUGCACGUCGCAUGGAUCAUUCAGCCCAUCCCACGCCCCAUUAAACAGCCAUCCUGUUGUCUCUAGUACUGCUCAUUCUCUCAAUACUCCACAAACUUGCUCACAGAGUCAACACAGUACAACAAAUCAAGGCAAGCCUGGAGGAACAGUUGUUUCUGAAGCACCUCAAAACCCCUCACAAAAAGCAAAAAAUUCUGUCAGUAACACCUUGGCAUACUGUAAAGAGUCUGCUAGUUGUCAUUUGUCUGGUACUAAUAAUUCAGCCUGUGUAUCUUCAGCUUCAUUGCAAGGUUCCAUAUCCAGUGUAGUGCCAAGUGCUACUACUCUUCCUAACAAUGCUCCAGUCACCACCACUACAUUCACCUCCAUCACCACUCCCUCUACCCUCCCUGUGUCAACUCUUAACACUAUUCCAGCCUCUGUCAACUCCACAACAACUGCUACAAUAACCAACAGCACUGCAAUUACUCCAAACAGUGGUGUAAAUACUUCCUUUGUCUCUACCAAUAUUGCCUCGACAAUGCACAUGACUCAGUGCCAUUCUGUCACUAUUUCCUCCAACCAGAAAGCUCCAUUAGUUUCAUCACAGCCACCACCAAGUGUUUCUUCAGUAAGUGUUGAGUCUACAACACCCACCACCACUGUGACCAAUCAUGCCACACAUCCUCCUCCUGUUUCAGUUGCUUCUCAAACACGUCCCAGUGUCCUUACCCCGCCUGCUUCAGUUUUUCAUUAUAUAGCCUCACACACUACUCCACAUUACAUAACUCCUCCUCCUCCCAUCCCCCUCAAGACUACCCCACCUCCAACUGGUCUCCCGCAGCUUCCAAUAACUUCACAGCCUCCUCCGAACCAACAUAGAACAUCGCCACCUUCGCUCUGUGUCCCUCCACGCACCCCCUCACAGGAACCAUCCACCCCCAGCACCAGCUCUGGCCUUGUCAGUAAUGGAAGCCAGCAGGUCUACUACAACAACAGUGGGCCUGGUGGAAAGAACUUGCCCAGUGUUAGCAGCACCAUGAAUGCUGCAGGUUCGUCCAUGAAUGUAGCAGGCUACACAGCUCCCCCUCCUCACUCCUCAGCAGCAGGAGGAAGCAUGGCAGUGCCAGUGUAUACCUCUGCCGGGAACAUGCCAGUGUACACUUCUUCCAGCGGCAUUGGUGUUCCCCCGCCCAGUACUGGAGGACUGAUGCCCAUGGUGCCCCCUGGCAGCCACUACCCAGCUUACCUGUAUCCAGUCCUGGGAGGUCCAGGGGGCAGCCACUCCUACGUCCCUCCAGGACCGUACGGUGUCCAGCAGCCACACAGGUCGUACUAUUUCUCCCAUGUGCCACAGAUGGGAUCCAUGCCACACCUCAAGGCUGCUCCACCGCACCACGGCGCUCCAGUGUCCUCCGUCAUGGGCAGCAGGGGAGGCAGUAGCAGUAGCAGCAGCAGUAGCAGCAGUAGCAGCAGCACCCGAAUGAACAAGGGAAAUCUAAGAGGACAGAGUCAAAUCAAAGUUUCCUCUCAGUCCUCCGAUUCAUCUCCAUCCUCCUCUCAGUACUCGUCCCCACCUCAGACCCCCAGCCCAGACCACACCAGAGACAACCUUCCAGAUAAAAGAGGCAAAGCUCAUGGUGAUGGAGCAGAGAUGUGUGAGACUGGAGAGCCGUUAGGGUUACUGGGGUCUGGAGCAAGUGAGGGAGGCACACCACCUCCCUUCCACCACCCUCCUCACCCAGUCCUGCUGCCCCCACAAGCCAAUCUCACCCGGCACCGAGGCAUCCCAUACCCCCAGCUUGGCUACCUAGGCUUCCACCACAGUGGGGCAAUGAGAUACCCAGGACCUCCAUUGCCUAACCAGGGACCAGUGAUGCCCCCCAGGAAUCCUCUACCCAUCAACAAUGAUAAAUCAAGUCGAGAAACUACGCCGCCAGCCCCCGGAGCAUUGCCACUGGUGCCGCCUGACCCGCACUGCUGCGUGCGCUCCCCGGAAGGUAUUACAGUCCCCACCUCCUUGGCUGGGAACAACCAUGGGCGUAAUGGUGGCUCUCCCCACACUACUGCUUCCCAUUCAGAUGGUCCCCAGCCCCCGGUGACCCACACGCCCGUCCCUAGUGUGGCCUCGGCUCCCACUGUCCAGGUACCACCUGGUAACUCGUGUACAGGGGCUCCACAUAGCAGUGUACAGUACAAUGCACCAGGUUACCAAAUGGUUCAAGUGUUUCCUCACUUUACAGGAUUCAUGCCAACUCAUAGUUCUCUUGCUAACGGCUUUGUCUCGUCUCCCAUGCCUCCCAGUUUUGCAAUCCCAAAUAUGGGUAGUGGCAUAAAUCCAGAAUUUGUUUACAGUGGUGGCCAGUAUUCUAUUUUGGGGGGUACCACUCAGAGUGGGGGUGGCCCGAGCCCUGCCUGUGGCACACCAGCUGGCAUUGGAGGGCCCGCGCCUGGCCUGGGACUGGCAGCCGGCAUGCCCUACACUCACUACCCCCCCAACCUGCCCCACACCCCCAAUCCGUCCGCUGGUGCCAAGAAAUCAUGUUACAACUGUGGGAAGGUUGGGCAUCACGGUUCUGAGUGUAAAGAGGCAAACAUUGAGGAAAUGUGCAAUUUACCAAAGGCUGCCAGGUCUUGAGUACAAAAAUUAUGUGGUGCAAUAAAGUAUAUAUCCAGCUUGGGCAGCAAUUAGGGACCGGUAGUGACUGGAAGGUGAAUGUGGAGGCUGCUGUUUGUGAGUUAGUAGUCAAUAAUUGUUUACAGAUGUGAAAGUAUUUAUAUUGUGGCCUAUUGUUUGAACUCUGUUGGUAGCUGAAAUUCAAACUCUUGGUAGCUGAAAUUCCAUGACCGAAACUUUCAUGGCGAAGAUUGGUGAAGCAUCAGUUGAUAGUUACGGUGAACAGUGAGCCUUUUACAUCACGCUGUUUUACGGGGAUUUAUUUUUAAUAUUGGAAAUAUUCCUUUUCUCGUUGAUGUUUCUCCCUAGAUGUUUUAAGAAAGUGUUCAGCAUUUCUUAAAAUGACUCGUAACUUGUGAUAAGUUGGAGUAGAACUAUGAGUAUUCAAGAGGCCAAAGACGAUUUUGUGAUAAGGCCAGUGAGUCUUCAGUUUAGCAGAGGCUUAGUAUUUUUCUGGAUGGUGCUAAUGGAAGUCAAAGAGUUGCUACUACCAGAGCCUAAUGGAGAACAGGCAGUGAGAGUGUAAGCAGCUGAAAAUGUCAAUACUAAUUAUGUAAAUGCAUUUGGUCAUGUGAUAUAGAUUACAGUCAUCCUUCAGGGCUUUACAAUGAAUAUAGUUACCAUUAGAUAUAUUUUUCUGCCUUUGUAAAAUGUUUCAGGACAUUGAUAUUCCUUACACCUCCAUCUGUGCAUUCCAGUAUUGAUUACUGUACUAUUUCUUGUUCUGGGCACUUUCCUUACUGUCAUGCAGUGAAUGUUAUCAAAACAAUAAUUUAUCUCUUAGAAGAGUAUAACAGCAAAACUACAACAUGAAUUAUAUACUGCAUCUUAAAGAAAGCUUUGUCUAAAAGUUGCUUGCAGUAGUUUUAAAUUCAAGUGCUGUAACAUUGGGGCUUUUACACACAGAUUAAGGUGUUUUGAUUAGCCAAUCAGAGUCCAAGGUUCACACAGGUGAGCUGUGAUGCACAUGUUACUGUUGCAGCAGGUGCCACCAGCUGUUGUGAGGAUUAAUUAGUCUGCUGCAAUACUUAAAUACUGGAGCACUUGGAGAAAGGGGAUGCACAACUGAGGAUGUCUGCGAUUGCCCCCGCCAUGUCUUCUAUAAAACAGGGUCCAGAUGCUUGAGAGCUCAUAUUACCUGAUGCAAGUGUUGUAUGAGGCCAUAAUAUUUUCUAAGUCACUUAGUACCCAGUCAUAUUUAUAUUUUACUUUGAUAUGGUGCUCCUCUUCUGUUAAGUCAGUGAUGCUAAAGAAUAUUGUUAAGUUUCUGUAGUUUAUUUGAAGAAAGGCUGCUAUAGUGUUCAGUAGAUUCCCUCCCUCUGCCUUACAAUCACUUAGUAUGGUGCCUACUUUAUUUUGCUGAUCAGUUUUCUUUCAUUGUUGUUAUUCUUCAUCUUCAAGUUUAUGACAAAAUUGUGAAUUUGCUUGAAGUUUACAUCCUUUGUAGAAAAUGUGAUAACUGCUUAAUAUAAACUUUUGGCAACUACAUGAAAUUGCAUAAAGAUACAUUGCAGGAGAUAAAUGGUUUAUGGACAUAAGUUGUAUGUAAAAAAGUGCAAAUAAGUCUGUAAUGAUGGCAUAGCGUGCACUAUUCGCCUAGCUCGGGUUUCCUGACGCUAGUUUAGUUUUAUUGAUAUUCAGUGAUAUAGUGAUAGGUACUAGAGUAUGUACUAUCAUCUUCCUUAGUUUAUCUCACAUACUGAAUCGUAACUUGGAAGGGAGCAUAUGUUUGUGCUGUGCCGGGCUAACUGGGGCUCAGCUGUACACUGCAUCGCUAGCAACAAAUAUUCACCUUUCUCUCUUUUACUAUGAAUGCAUCCUUGAAAGUGCAAAUUCACCUUUUAUGUGUGUUUUCAAACCAGCUUUUUUGUGCAUUAUUUGGCCAGAUGCUCAUUUUUUACAGAACAAAAGAAAAAAAAGAUUUUAAUGCCAUUGACUCAAGAAUUGCCUCAGCUUUUGCAAGGUUUAAUUUUAGAUUUAGUUGUGUUAUGUGUGUGUCCAGUGCCUGAUCCGAACUACUGUUGCUGUUAUUCUGUUAAUGUAUUUUUGUUUAAUUUUUUUGCCAUUGUUGCUUCAGUCAUCUAUAUUUCCAUAGUAGGUCAUAAAUUGCUUAGUUUCCAGCGGGUAGUUUUGUUUAGUUAAUUGUUUGAAAUUGAUAUUGUUAAAGUUUUGAA
Molecule: messenger RNA, 7250 nt
Organism: Scylla paramamosain (green mud crab)
Lineage: Eukaryota; Metazoa; Arthropoda; Malacostraca; Decapoda; Portunidae
Product: mucin-2-like
Exons: 8
Coding region: 139-5037 (1632 amino acids)
Molecular function (GO): nucleic acid binding; zinc ion binding
Source: RefSeq, a predicted model, not a curated record